Auanema sp. JU1783 is the source of this 549-nucleotide messenger RNA. Lineage: Eukaryota; Metazoa; Nematoda; Chromadorea; Rhabditida; Rhabditidae. The record is from the annotation of a GenBank genome assembly.
AUGAGUGAAGAGAACAAACCACCUCUCAAAGUUAACAAAUGGGAUGGACCUACUGUAAAAAAUACAUUAGAUGAUGCAGUUAAACAUAUUUUGAAUGACAAAAUCGGAUGGAGAGAGACUUACAGCAUUAUGGAUGGACGUUUACUUAUAUCAUUCAUAGCGGUGUGCUUUUCUGCUUUCGCCAUUGGUUAUGACUACAUUCAUCCGUUCCCGAAAUCGAAAUGGGUUCUUGCUACCUGUUCAAUUACUUACUUCUUGCUCAUGGGAGUUCUCCAGCUCUACCAAUGGUAUGUUGAGAAGAACUGCUUUUAUCAAGGAGUGGAAACUGAAGGAAAACAAAAACGAAUCUGGAAAUGGAGCUCGGAGUUGAAAAGCUAUGAUGACAAGUAUACCUUAUCUGCUGAGUUUUCAAAAGAGAGUAGAAGAGGUCAUGGGAAUAUUUGCAAAUCGAUCGGAGCCUAUAUAGAUGAUGAUGGAGAGGUUGUUCUGCCAGUGUUGCGAAAGGAAGUUAACCAACUUUACUCUAAUCUGCUUAAGGAGGAACAAUAA